UAAUGGAUGCAUUACAUGGGGAUACGGGAAAAGGAUUGCAGUCUUUGUACCCCACUGAACUCUGUGGUGAGAAAGAGGCACAGACUUCCACCCCAAAGGAGCUUCAAGCUGGUUUCAAACACUCCUCUUCAGAGUCCAGCAGAAACAGCACUGCACCAACUUAAACCAGCCAUGAAGAUCCUUUUUCUUCUCUCUGCCAUCCUCGUAUUCCUCUUUCAAAUGGUUCCAGGAAAUGCUUACCCUUCAUCAGAUACCAUGGAGUGCAGAAUGAACAGAGGUUUCUGUAAAUAUCUGUCAUGCCCGGGUAUUUCUCAGCCUACUGGAGGGACAUGCCGGAAUGGAGACUUGAUCUGCUGUAAAAACCCUUGGGCAGACAGUCGCAGACAUUGAACCAGUCAUAACAGACCACAUAAGACCUCUGGCAUAGUGGAGAAAGCCUAUUUCUGAUACUGAUGCUACCAUCUUCCAAGUGGUGAAUGAAGAACUGAUCAUUUGGACUGUGCUGGAGAAAAUCUGGAUACCACUCAUCUAAUAAAAUAAAAGUGAUGUAAAAGUA
This is a messenger RNA of Eublepharis macularius, 556 nucleotides long. RefSeq names its product gallinacin-9-like. Bases 7 to 390 code for a protein of 127 amino acids. Gene Ontology annotation, molecular function: CCR6 chemokine receptor binding. The transcript has 4 exons. Gene Ontology annotation, cellular component: extracellular region. Lineage: Eukaryota; Metazoa; Chordata; Lepidosauria; Squamata; Eublepharidae. The record is from RefSeq and is a predicted model, not a curated record. Gene Ontology annotation, biological process: defense response to Gram-positive bacterium; defense response to Gram-negative bacterium; innate immune response in mucosa.